UCAUAUCCAGAUCGUAGAGGUUAUGCUAGAUAAGUACAAUACUAUAUUUGUGGACGAAGUUGACCUUUCCACAUGUCUACCCGAGGUGCAAACGCUGCGUGACAGACUUGGAGACGGAUUACGCACCGAAACAAAAAGUACUGGACAAAACUCACCGUCAAGCUCUAAUGAAGAUAUACUGGAUCAUUGUUGCGCAUCCCCUAUGAUGAGCGAUGUGGCACCCCGUAUAAAAACCAAACGGCUCAAUAGCAUGCAGUGCAUCGAAUCAAGCUCAAACAAAUCCGACACCGCCAUGGAAGAUACCGAUACGAACCUAUUCUCAUCGCAGCUAUCCCUAGGAUCUGGGUAUCGCGCUAUCAAGGCUGAAAGCUUGGAGAGCCUCUUCAUUGCGUCGCUGAGUGCAUACGACUCUGCGGCUGUCAAUGCUCAGCGGAUUAAGGAAGGCCUCCCAGUGGAAAUAGACACCACUGGCUGGUACGCAAUCGCCGAGACCAUCACAGACGACGAGCAGAAUGACAAGGCAACUAGUGCCACAGAGCUCAAUGAAUCUACGACUGUUGAUGUGCCUCAGGAUCGUUUGCCCCAGGCUGAUGUGGCACAACAUGUGGUACCAGCUGUUGGUACAAUGACAUGUGCCAGUCCAGCAGACAUCCCCGAGACCUACUUCGCCGCAGCUCCACCCAGACCCACAGCUGGUCCACCCAGACCCAAAACGGUACCCCGUAAGCCGCCGAGCACCAGCAUCGUCGUGGCUCAAGGAAGUGAUACUGUAGAUGAGAUCUCUUCGAGUAGUGAUGUGAUAAGUGUGUGGAUGGGGGCCGAGGUAGAUACCGGGAUGGGCGCAAGCGACACACGAGUGCCAUCUGCGACAAAUACACAACAGCCUGGUACUGAAGAACAAGUAGACUACCAUGGUACGUCAAGUGGAGACGACUUGACAGUCGACGCAGCAAACGAAAAUAGACAGGAGCUGCAUUCCGCAAGGAAAGACGAGGGAGAGGUGGAGAUAUGCGAGACUACAAUCAGUGCGAUAGAUGAUCGUGAGAGUCCACUGGAGACGUCCGACCCAGCGAAUGUUGAAAAUGAGUGCACUACAACGCUGCCGGAUAUGGAUAGUACUACAGUUGCAAUAGAGCACAAAGAUGAGAACUCGAUAGAAUCAGAGACUAAGUCGAGCGCAAACACUACCGUGUCACCUACUGUAGCACAACCUCAGGCACCUCCCAGUGCAGUCACAGUGGCAGAUAUAGGUGUGAGCGACGCUGCGCCUAUAGCCGCACCACGACCACGAACAACAAGCACGCACUCGCUGCACAGCGCACACUCAAUAGCCGCCUCUGGAGCAGAAGGGAGGAGCACGACAAAUACGGUCGAAGGCCCGCAGGCUGAGCCGAUCGAUCUAAUGAAGGCGCUGAAACAGUGCGGCGACGAUAGCUCGAUGUCGGGUAGUGCGGUAGCCGAGUACAUGAUCCAGACCAUGUCCAAGAAGUCCAGCGAGUGUGUGUGUCGUGACGUGAACCCACAGACAGAGCAACAGACACGCAGUGCGUGUAAGACAACAGAGGGUAGUUGUGUGAGCUCGGAUUGUGCUGUGACACCUACAGUGGAGGAGGUAGCCGACGACGUCUUCCAUGUAAUUGAACAGCUGAGCGCGUUCAGUCCAACCUUGGCCACAGCGCCAUCGGACGCGUAG
Molecule: messenger RNA, 1693 nt
Organism: Sphaeroforma arctica JP610
Lineage: Eukaryota; Ichthyosporea; Ichthyophonida
Exons: 2
Coding region: 23-1693 (556 amino acids)
Source: RefSeq, a predicted model, not a curated record